UUCUGCACCGACACCAGCCCUACAGGGGGAGCUGGUGAGCUCGUACGAAGAAGAAUUGGUCCGAAGGUCACGCUGGAAGUGGUUCCGGUGUAUCAGUAGGGUCACCUGUCACCUCACAGAGAACCUCAACGACUUCAGAAUGCUGUUACGAAGGGUGUUGCAGAUUGGAGGGAUGACAGUGAAACACAGUAGGUCCAUCCACCACAGUCCUGUAUGGAGGAGUCCUCUCAUACCCAUAGUUGUGGAGCAGACGGGCAGAGGAGAAAGGGCGUAUGACAUCUAUUCUCGCCUCCUGAGAGAGAGAAUUAUUUGCGUAAUGGGUCCUAUCGAUGACUCUGUAGCCAGCCUGGUUAUUGCCCAGCUGCUCUUCCUCCAGUCAGAAAGCAACAACAAACCCAUCCACAUGUAUAUCAACAGCCCUGGCGGUGUGGUGACAGCAGGCCUGGCCAUUUAUGACACCAUGCAGUACAUCCUUAAUCCCAUCUCCACCUGGUGUGUUGGCCAGGCAGCCAGUAUGGGCAGCUUGCUCCUGGCAGCAGGAACGUCAGGCAUGAGGCAUUCACUGCCCAAUGCCCGCAUCAUGGUUCACCAGCCUUCAGGAGGAGCAAGGGGUCAGGCCACAGACAUCGCUAUUCAGGCGGAGGAGAUCCUGAAGCUGAAGAGACAGAUCAAUAACAUCUACGCCAAACACACAGGGCAGCCGCUGGAGACCAUUGAGAGCGUGAUGGAACGGGAUCGCUAUAUGAGCCCCAUGGAGGCGCAGGACUUUGGUAUCAUCGACCGAGUCUUGGUGCAUCCGCCCCAGGCAGGCCAGGAUGAGCCUGAGCUGGUGCAGAAAGAACCAGCGGCGGCAGCCAGUCCCUCCCCACAGCCGGAGACUCAAGCCCCUGAGCAGGCCUCCCCUGGGACAAAUCCCCCCUCCUCAUACAAACCUGAGCCAUGAAACCCACAUCACAGCUGUCUGGAUCUGAUACCUGACAGUUCCUGAGAACAAGGAUGAGCCUCCAUGGUGGGUUUCAUAUGUCUUAAGUGGCUUCUUUUUUUCCCCCUAAUCAACACUCUGCAGUCUCUACGCACACAGGCAUCGUGUGCAGUGAGCAGAAAGUGUUUCAACUUUGUAUCAAGCAAAUCCAAUACAGUACUGGUUCUCUCAAACUAUUUUGAGAUGUUGAUGCCCAUGGUUUAUAAUAAAGUGACGACUGAAAAGUAGUCCGUCAGAACACAGAACAGUAGUGAGUCAUCUUUUUGAAUCCAUUCACAAGUUGUUCAGUACUUGGCCGGGAGGGAAACUGUAGUAUUGCAGCUGAUGCUCAUGUUUGCAGAAUGAAAAGCAGCUAGAUUAGAUGCUUUACUGUACAUGAAUGAAUUAAGGGGGAGAGGAAUCCUGUUAAGACUGUGGAGCCACCUUGUUCUGUACCUCCUUGCUGCAGAGUGGAGAGGACCUGUAUGACCUGUAUUUGAUACCUCAUAUUUGUAAUAAAUACGAUAAUUUUGACCACAA
This is a messenger RNA of Acanthopagrus latus (yellowfin seabream), 1501 nucleotides long. RefSeq names its product caseinolytic mitochondrial matrix peptidase proteolytic subunit. Gene Ontology annotation, cellular component: endopeptidase Clp complex. The coding region runs from base 140 to 943 and encodes 267 amino acids. Gene Ontology annotation, molecular function: ATPase binding; ATP-dependent peptidase activity; serine-type endopeptidase activity. NCBI's taxonomy places the organism in Eukaryota, Metazoa, Chordata, Actinopteri, Spariformes, Sparidae. Gene Ontology annotation, biological process: protein quality control for misfolded or incompletely synthesized proteins. The record is from RefSeq and is a predicted model, not a curated record. The transcript is spliced from 7 exons.